Messenger RNA from Pestalotiopsis fici W106-1, 1101 nucleotides. RefSeq lists its product as uncharacterized. The transcript has 3 exons. The record is from RefSeq and is a predicted model, not a curated record. The coding region runs from base 1 to 1101 and encodes 366 amino acids. Gene Ontology annotation, molecular function: 5'-3' DNA exonuclease activity; damaged DNA binding. Gene Ontology annotation, biological process: interstrand cross-link repair; double-strand break repair via nonhomologous end joining; protection from non-homologous end joining at telomere. NCBI's taxonomy places the organism in Eukaryota, Fungi, Ascomycota, Sordariomycetes, Amphisphaeriales, Sporocadaceae.
AUGUCAACGUUCAACGGAAUCGUGCACGAAUUCCCCGACAUUGCCAUUGACUAUUUCCGCACUGUCCCAGGCCGUCCUCCACCACUGGCAUACUUUCUCAGUCAUGUGCACAGUGACCACCUUGUCGGGCUCGAGUCGAUCAAGUCUCCCUUUGUCUACUGCUCUGCCGCCACACGCGCCAUCCUGCUUGAAUUGGAGAAGCGCGCCAACCGUGUUGCUUGCGCAAAUGGCCUACGAGAAGCGCCAGUCCGUACAUAUAAGCAUCUCAAGACUGUCGUGAGGCCGAUUCCUCUCGAGACGCCAGUCAGUAUAGAGCUGCGACCUGGCAAUGACAUUCAGGUGACCUUGUUUGAUGCCAACCAUUGCCCUGGAGCUGUCAUGUUUUUGCUCGAAGGACAUGGCAAGGCGGUGCUCUACACGGGCGACAUCAGAAGCGAGCCGUGGUGGGUCAAUAGUAUCGCUAGAAAUCCAAGUCUAGUGGAAUACACGUCAGGACUCAAGACUUUGGAUUGCAUCUACCUGGACACGUCCAUGCUUGAUGACCUUGGUCUCCAAACCAAGGCUCAAGGCUUGCAACAUCUCCUAUCUCAAGUGGGUCGGUAUCCCCAGGACACUGUCUUUUGCAUGCAAGCAUGGACUUAUGGAUAUGAGGAAGUUUGGAUUGCCUUGUCAAAGGCUCUUCAAUCCAAGAUUCACGUUGAUGAGUACAAGAUGCGCGUUUAUCAAUCUCUAGUCAAGGAAUCAGGCGACCCAGACUUUCCUUUGCUUUCUCACCACAGCAAGGAAGCCCCAUACCUCGUCGGCUUUAGCAGCAACAAGAAGCAGUUUGAGGGUUGUUUGACUCGCGACGAAAACGUCCGCAUACAUUCGUGUGAAAAAGACACACCCUGUGCCAUCAUGGCUAGCAAGCCCAUUGUUUGGAUUCGGCCAAUCGUGGCACAUUUGCCAAAUGGCGAGGAUAUCAGCGAGGUGGGCUUGGGAGGUGGGGGAGACGAUCUAGAGCAGCAAGUAAAUGUCGCUCAAAUGGCGGCUGACAAUAUUGACUCGCUCUUGAAAAUGCAAGUUGUGAUCUCGCAUCUGCUGGAGUUUCAUCUAACUUGA